UGUUUUCGCGCGAUUAUCGCGAGCCGAAAAGACUCACGUGACCCGGAAGUGCGCCGGAAAAUACGACGACGAUUUCUUUUCGCUCGCGAGUGGAUGUACGAGAGUUUUCGCCCGCGAGUCUGCGACCGCGUCCCCGGGGAAUGCGGUUCGAUCGAACCGGCCGCUUCUCGCGAUCACGAAAUUCCUUCGAGGAGCGAUGGUGAUCGAUGACCGUAGAACUUGGUUAGAGUAAUUCGUCGCACGGAUGACACAGUGUUCUCUAGUGAAGAUUUUAGACUGUCAAAAAGAUUGGGCACACUCACUGUCGCGCGCGUGAGUUAUCUAAGCUUCGCAACUCGUUGAAAAAAAAAAACAAAAAAAAACAAAAAAAACAAAAUCGAGCGAUCGAUUGUACGGUGUUUGAACUAGUUGCAAGAAAAAAAAACAAACAGAUUACAUUCCGAAUUCUCUUUCUUCGAGAGCGCGCGCGAUAUAACGCGAAUGACGGGGGAUUAAGACUGCGCGCAGUUUUUAUAACCGCGACAGUGAAAAACGAAUGAGCAAGCGGCGAGAACAAUAAAAUUCGAUCUCUCUUCGAUAUGCAGGGCAGGUCAAAAUGACUCUAUGAGGGAAUGGCGCGGGGGAUGACGGAGCGCGUCGAGGAUUAAAGGAGACGCGUCGGAAUGUCGGGAACGUCGCGUCGGUUCUGAACCGGCUCGGGCACAGGUGGAAGCAUCGGCAGCGUCUCGUUCUUUUCAACGUGAGGAUCGUUGGCGACAAUCAUGUUGUGCAGGACGAGUCUCGUAAGGUGUGUCUCGGCAGCUUUUACGUCGGAUAGAUGAACGUCAUGCUCGAACGGAAGAUGAAGGUCAUCUAAGAAAUCUCCCUCGAUGUGCGACAAGAUUUUGACGAUGUGCAGUUUAGUGUUAAAGUGUCGGUGAGAACGGAGAAACUUCGCGUACUUAUGAUUUUCUUUUCUUUCAUUUUAUCGUAGCGCUCUUUGCGAAAAAUCCGCACACGAACAAUGUCGUAGUCGCCCAAAUGCGAACUGACUUCACGUUGGACACAAUGGCACUGCUAUUCGCCAUAAUCGUUAUUUCGAUUGCCACUGCCAUGUCGCUGCCGCCGGUCAUCAGAAUCGGAGCGAUUUUCACCGAGGAUCAAAAGGAUAGCCCAUCGGAGUUAGCGUUCAAGUACGCCAUUUACAAGAUCAACAAGGAUAAAACUCUCCUAGCGAACACGACGCUGGUUUACGAUAUCCAAUACGUGCCUAAAGACGACUCGUUCCGCACGUCCAAAAAAGCUUGUAAGCAGUUAUCCAGGUCGGUGCAAGGCAUCUUCGGACCGUCCGACCCACUUUUAGGGGCUCAUAUACAGAGUAUAUGCGAGGCACUGGACGUUCCUCAUCUCGAGGCGCGGGUCGAUUUCGAGCCCACUUUUAAGGAGUUCAGCAUUAACCUAUAUCCGGCUCAAGACCACCUUAACAAAGCGUUCAAGGACCUCAUGUCCUUCCUUAACUGGACCAGAGUGGCCAUUAUCUACGAAGAGGAUUACGGGUUAUUCAGACUGCAGGAUCUCGUGAAAUCCCCGCCAUCCGUGAGGACCGAAAUGUACAUCCGUCAGGCGGGUCCCAGAUCUUACAGGCAGGUUCUGCGCGAAGUCAGGCACAAGGAGAUCUUCAAACUGAUCGUCGACACGGAUCCGGCGCACAUGCAGCAGUUCUUCCGAGCGAUAUUGCAGUUGCAAAUGAACGACUACAGAUACCACUAUAUGUUCACGAGUUUUGACAUAGAAACGUUCGAUUUGGAAGAUUUCAAGUACAACAGCGUGAACAUGACAGCCUUUCGUCUGGUGGAUCUCGACGAACCCAAGGUGGCGGAAGUACUCAAGCAGAUGGAACGUUUCCAGCCGGCGAUCGGACACGCCAUUCUGAACAAAACGGGAGUCAUAGAGGCAGAACCAGCUUUGGUGUAUGAUAGCGUGCAAGUUUUCGCGCACGGAUUGGCAGCUCUGGACCGUAGUCACGAUUUACGACCGGCAAAUCUGUCCUGCGAGAAAGAGGAACCGUGGGACGACGGUUUAUCGCUCUACAACUAUAUUAAUGCCGCAGGUUUACACGGACUAACCGGACAUAUCGAGUUUAACGACGGGAAGAGAAACAAUUUCAAACUGGACCUUCUGAAGCUGAAGAAGGAAGAGCUCGUCAAAGUCGGCGAAUGGAAAUCCGGAUCCGGCAUUAACGUCACAGAUAUGGACGCCUUUUACGAGACCACAGCGACCAACAUUACCCUCGUAGUGAUGACGAGAGAGGAAAGACCUUACGUCAUGGUAAAGGAAGACAAGAAUUUGACUGGCAACGCGAGGUUCGAGGGCUUCUGCAUCGAUUUGCUCAAGUGGAUCGCCAAUCAGGUCGGCUUUCAGUACGCGAUCAAAUUGGUGCCCGAUCACAUGUACGGGGUAUAUGAUCCCGAGACGAAGGAGUGGAAUGGAAUCGUGCGCGAGCUUAUGGAGAAGAGAGCGGAUCUAGCGGUUGCUUCCAUGACGAUUAAUUACGCUAGAGAAAGCGUAAUAGACUUCACAAAGCCGUUUAUGAACCUCGGGAUUGGAAUUUUAUUUAAGGUGCCGUCCAGUCAGCCGACGCGGCUCUUCUCCUUCAUGAAUCCGCUGGCGGUCGAGAUCUGGCUGUACGUGCUCGCCGCCUACAUGCUCGUGAGCUUCACCCUCUUCGUGAUGGCGCGGUUCAGCCCGUACGAGUGGAACAAUCCGCAUCCGUGUCUGGCCGAGAGCGACGUGGUCGAGAAUCAGUUUAGCGUCAGCAACAGCUUCUGGUUCAUCACCGGCACCUUCCUCAGGCAGGGCAGCGGGCUCAACCCCAAGGCCACUAGCACGAGAAUAGUAGGCGGUAUAUGGUGGUUCUUCACGCUGAUCAUUAUCUCGUCUUACACCGCAAAUCUGGCCGCCUUUCUGACGGUCGAGAGAAUGAUCACGCCGAUAGAGAACGCCGCCGAUCUCGCGGAACAAACCGAGAUAUCCUACGGCACGCUGGCGGGCGGGAGCACGAUGACGUUUUUCAGAGAUUCGAAAAUUGGCAUCUAUCAAAAGAUGUGGAGGUUCAUGGAAUCAAAGGGUCCAUCCGUAUUCGUUCAGUCGUACGAAGAAGGAAUAAAGAGGGUUCUGGAAGGUGACUACGCGUUUUUAAUGGAAUCGACCAUGCUUGAUUACGCCGUGCAACGUGAUUGCAAUCUGACGCAAAUUGGGGGUCUGCUUGACAGCAAGGGAUACGGAAUCGCUACUCCGAAAGGCUCGCCCUGGAGGGAUAAAAUAUCUCUCGCUAUUCUGGAGCUACAGGAAAAAGGUGUAAUACAGAUUCUCUACGAUAAAUGGUGGAAGAACACGGGCGAUGUGUGCAACAGAGACGACAAGAAUAAGGAGAGCAAGGCUAACGCUCUCGGGGUUGAAAAUAUUGGCGGUGUCUUCGUCGUGCUGCUCUGCGGUCUGGCGCUCGCGAUCGUGGUGGCGAUCCUCGAGUUCUGCUGGAACUCCAAGAAGAACGUUCAGUCGGACAGGUCUCUCUGCGCCGAGAUGGCCUCGGAAUUGCGAUUCGCCAUCCGCUGCGGCUCCCGGCAAAGACCCGCCGCGAAAUCGCGCAAUUCCGCGGCCGCCGGAUUGUGCGGCCAUUGCAGCAGUCCGCGUUCUUCGUCCAGGAGACGGACGCGCCUAUGCGCCGAACACGAGGAGACCACCUACAUACCGAGCAUCGAGAUCCCGCGAUUAAAUGGUGAGGGUGGUGCGUUGUCGAUGACGGAGAUGAAGAAAUCAUUGAGCUUCGAUCAAAUGCCCCAUGGCGGGAACACCUAGCACAGGCCUCAUCUUCAUCUUCGUUCUCACCAACAGCAGCAGCAGCAGCAACAACAACAACAAGCGCAACAACAACAACAGCCACCGUGCAA
This is a messenger RNA of Pseudomyrmex gracilis, 3929 nucleotides long. Its product is annotated as glutamate receptor ionotropic, kainate 1. Gene Ontology annotation, cellular component: plasma membrane; postsynaptic membrane. Gene Ontology annotation, molecular function: glutamate-gated receptor activity. The transcript has 18 exons. Gene Ontology annotation, biological process: monoatomic ion transport. Lineage: Eukaryota; Metazoa; Arthropoda; Insecta; Hymenoptera; Formicidae. The record is from RefSeq and is a predicted model, not a curated record. The coding region runs from base 1021 to 3837 and encodes 938 amino acids.